GCGCAGCCCGCGACGGUCGUGUACAACUACGUAAACCCGCUGACGGGCGAGCGUAUUGUCUCCCUGCUCCCCCCCGACCAUCCGCAGAUGAUCUGCUUACAGCAGGGCGGGCACGUCACCACCUCCAAGUUCGGCUUCCUCGGUAUUCUCGCUGCUAUCUUAUGGUUCCCACUUGGAGUCGGCCUCUGCCUGCUUGACCGGAAGGUGUACUGCAGGCGAUGCGGCGUCAUUCUUGAUGACGGCAUGUGUUGA
Messenger RNA from Dichomitus squalens LYAD-421 SS1, 252 nucleotides. RefSeq lists its product as uncharacterized. The transcript has 2 exons. Lineage: Eukaryota; Fungi; Basidiomycota; Agaricomycetes; Polyporales; Polyporaceae. The record is from RefSeq and is a predicted model, not a curated record. The annotation marks the transcript as partial.